Hyaloscypha bicolor E is the source of this 1703-nucleotide messenger RNA. Its product is annotated as ALDH-like protein. NCBI's taxonomy places the organism in Eukaryota, Fungi, Ascomycota, Leotiomycetes, Helotiales, Hyaloscyphaceae. The record is from RefSeq and is a predicted model, not a curated record. The transcript has 4 exons. Gene Ontology annotation, molecular function: oxidoreductase activity, acting on the aldehyde or oxo group of donors, NAD or NADP as acceptor. Bases 150 to 1610 code for a protein of 486 amino acids.
GCGGCUGCUUCCGAUAGGGUCAAGGAUCCCAGACGACUGCAUGGGCCUUUGGACAAGGCCACUUGAAAGAAUUACAUCGAUAUCUCUUUCAGUUUGAUCCUGUGUGCUGAUGUUGAAGUUUACUUCUCUGCAAACCUUCGACCGCCUCCAUGACAACUUCAAUCGGCCGUCUCCAGGCCUCGAACAUUGACGGCCGAACCCGAACACCGCGAUACAUACAAAACCAACUCCAAGCUCUGCAUUCCUCACUUCUCAAAAAUGCAUCAGAGAUCCGCCAGGCGAUUACUUCUUCCUCGAACUAUACGCCAGCUGAAGUCAGCAUUGAAUUCUGCCUCGCAGUCUCGGUAGUGAAGGACCAGUAUGCAUCCAUAAACUUUGAUCAGAUGCUGGAGGAGGAGUACCGCAUUGCGAAUGGAAAGGAUGCCGCUAAUAGGAGGGUCGCGGCUGGGAUUGUGUAUAUUGUUCCUUCAAACCAUACACUUUUCUACUCGGUGAUUGCACCGCUGAGCGUAGCGGUUGCUGCUGGAAAUUGUGUUGUUAUAGAGUUGAGCCCCACACUUUCAAAACUCAACUCUCUCCUCUACAAACUCCUUUCUCAAACCCUUGAUUCGGACACUUUCACAAUUCUUGACUCCGCACCAGAAGAUACCAGUUUCCGGGAUUCAUGCACUCAACUACUUCCAACACCUUCCAAUACUGCCACAGCAAACAUACUUGUCUCACCCUCGACGUCUAGAGCAAUUGCUGUAGUCGACCGUUCCAGCCAUCUUGAAUCCGCAGCCUCCGCUCUUGUAACCGCACGCUUCAGCUUCAGCAAUCACUCACCCUAUGCCCCAGAUUCAGUUCUGGUAAACGAGUUCGUGAUUGAUGAGUUCAGUAACCUAGUUGUUCAGCACGCAGCAAGGAUGUUCUCAAAAAAUGUCUCGACUUCAAAGGCAGGUGAGAAACCACGGAAAUUUCUCAGCGAGGAGGAACUCAGGGAAGAUGGCACAACGAUCGUUGUGAGUGGUGACGGUGGAGCAAUACUGAGAGUGAAGAACAGGCAGUCGAAACUAUUACAGCGCAAAUUCUCCGAGCCAAUACUCAUCCUCCACUCUAUCAGCAGCCUCGACAACGCAAUAGAUUUCUCUAAUAAAGGCAGCACUCCUCUUCUAGUCAGCUACCUCUUCGCCAACCCCGCCUCAGCUAAAUACCUGGCUCAAUUCAUAAACUCAUACCUCUCACUCGUAAACCAUAUUCCUGCCGAGCUCUUAGUUGGACCUCCAGCCCCCCUCCCUCACCCCUCAUCACCCUCCCACCUAACCCGGUUCAACAAAGAAAUGUUCACCGUCCCCCGACCUUCCUAUACCUCCCCGCCUUCCUCUUCAUCAACCGCCAUCACGAAACUCCUCGCCUCAUCCACAACCACUUCCUCCAAAGAACAACUGGAGCUGGAUAAGGCAGCGAUGGCGGAGCUGAAGCCAACGGGUCAGAAACCAGGACAUCACAUCGGCUUCUUUGAGCAGGGUAUUUUGACUGGGUUGGUGCUUGUUUUUGUUCCUGCUGCGGUGGGGACGUUAGUAGCUGUAGGGUGGGGUGUUAGGGGGUUGGUUAGGGGGGUUAGGCGAUGACGGGGAUGUGAUGGGAGGUUAGGCAGUGAAUUUGUAAAUUAACGGCAUUCACUUCCGCACAUUAGGUGUAUGAGAACAAUAAUUGUAAGCGAU